UUUUAUUUAGGACAAAGACAGAUAUUCGUUGAAAAGUCUAACAAUCGUACUUACUAAUCGAAAAAUUAAUUUCUCUGGAGCGUGCCAAUGAUGAAGUUUAUUUGGAUGCCAAUUUAUUACAUUAAAUAAAAUUUAUUAAAUCUGAAGAAAUCUUUUCCUCGGUGCAUCUUUCGAUUUUUCCCACGCGCGGGAUCCUCCGAGAAAUCGAAACGUCGUUCCUUGCGUCGUUCGCGUCACCCAAGACUUUCCCAAGGCGCUACAUUGUUGACAGUAGUAGCGGAGAAGGCCGGCAGAGACGGUGUUUCGGAAGUGAGGAUACGCGACGACCGCGCCAAGUGACGAGCACCUGUAUCUGCCAGGCGGCGCGACAGACCGAGGGAUAUUCCCGCGCUGCUGACCAAGUAACCAGAAGGCCGCCCAUGAAACGGGACCUUAACAAGUACCACAAUACUUCGGCGAGCGAGACCUCCUCGAAACCGGAACAAGGGACGUCGCGGGAUCAUCACGAGAGGCCAACCGAGGACACGUUGAAUGGGAAAAUCGUCUUUCCAUCGAACGAUGACUCGUUGCCGAGUCGACGACAGAACGUGGGAACGCCACCGGUCUGCGAGGACAGCACAUUUUGCGAGAACGUCAGCCAAUAUCCCACGCAGUUGGUGGACUUGGCGCUCCAGCAGAACAGCAGCCUCAAGUUCCUGAUGAAUGUCGAUGUGGUCGACAUAGCCCAGAGGAUAAACGACUCGCCCGACGAGAUAGCGCUCUGCACCGCCAGCGAAAGGCUAGUCUACCCGCAGACCGCGAAGAGCACUCGCAAGGAAUGGCUGUACGUCGUGAACCAGGACAGCUAUAAGCAGGGCGUGCGCGUCGAGGUCUGCAGCGACCAGGAUGGGCACUGUAACGUGAUCGACGGCUUCUCUAACAACUACCAGACCUUCUGCAAGCAGAAGUACGUUGCCCGCGAGUUGGUGGCGUUGAGUCCCAACGGGGCAGCAGUCUUGGACACGUUCCUCUUCCCAGCGAGCUGCUGCUGCUACCUCACGUCCACCGGCGGCCAGGCCGCAAGAUCGGCGGGAUAAGCGGACUGGCGAAGAGAGAAGGAGGGAAGUUAAUACAAAAGAAUGGUGGUGCGUUCGUAAGUACAGGACGGAGAAAUGCGUCGUCACCCUCGUCAUGCGUUUUCUGGCGGAAAUACAUCCUGAGAAAGGAAAGAAAUCACAGUAGCCACGAUCUUGAAAUUCGAUCUCACCUACGUAACAUCCCCGGAAACAAGAAACGUUGAGUCGAUCUUUCGAAUUGAUCUCAUGUGGAUUUUAUAAACGUUUUUAAACUGUUACUUGGUAAUAUUAUGUUCUUAAAUAUUAAAAUCAUGGUAUAGAAACAUUAUUUUUAAUGUUUCGAUCAAAUAUCGUUAACAAUGACGUUGUAUGCAGCAUUGAGAAUUACAUAUUUGAAGACAUUACGUAUUAUAUCAUUGUAAUAACAUUGCGUUAACGAUUUCUUGCUUACAAGGACUAUUCUGUUAAUUGGCACGAUUACGCAUAGUGAAUAGAUUUAAUCGCAGCGAUGAGAACUUCGCGACUCUCCCUUUCGAUGAAACAAUUCUGCGUUGCGAUACGUACUUCUUCCUCUCGUUUGAUCCUCUUGAAUGGAACAAAAACUGAAAAUAGAAAGUGGCCUUGAAUUGAAGGAAAAGAAGUCGAGAAGGAAACAGACGAGACAACCGGGAUUAACUUCGCAAGGUAUUCCUUUCCCUUUGUGUAUCUCCGCCGAACGGGGGGGCGCCAAAUCUCUUUUUGUGGCGAUACUCAUAGUCGGAUCUUGAGAUAUAACAUGGUCUUAAAUUCAUCUUCAGGAACUGUAGGUCGUCUCAUCGGCUACAAUCUGAAGACGAACUUGAAAUGGUUAUAGCAUGAAAUGCGUUUUUUAAAAUCCGUUGAAAUUUGUACUAUGUAUAAAUUCAAAAUACGACCUAGUUAUUAGCGCGAUUACAAAAAGAUUGAUUAUUCGGAAUCCGAGAAAUUGGCAACCAAAGAUGACAUUUUUUAUAUGUACUCCUUAUAUUUAAUAGAAAUUAUUCUCCCAAAUUACAUCUAAGACUUUUUUUAAUAAAAAAUGACUGUAAUAUUAAGGAUUAAUAUAAGGAUAUUGUACAAAAAUUUCAGAAUACUGAUCGUUUUGAAAAUAUAGAACAACAGGAUAUAGGAAAUUUACAGAAACUUAGAGAAA
Molecule: messenger RNA, 2226 nt
Organism: Dinoponera quadriceps
Lineage: Eukaryota; Metazoa; Arthropoda; Insecta; Hymenoptera; Formicidae
Product: protein spaetzle-like
Exons: 6
Coding region: 420-1076 (218 amino acids)
Biological process (GO): regulation of Toll signaling pathway; central nervous system formation; innate immune response
Cellular component (GO): extracellular region
Molecular function (GO): Toll binding; growth factor activity
Source: RefSeq, a predicted model, not a curated record